Molecule: messenger RNA, 2698 nt
Organism: Syzygium oleosum
Lineage: Eukaryota; Viridiplantae; Streptophyta; Magnoliopsida; Myrtales; Myrtaceae
Exons: 8
Coding region: 165-2447 (760 amino acids)
Source: RefSeq, a predicted model, not a curated record
UUGUUAAAGGUGUCCCUCCUGUCCGUUCACGACAUUCCUUUUUUUAAUUCUCGCACCAGCACCACCCGCAGCGGCAUUCAUCACCUUUUCUCACCGAAACUGCUCGAUGUCUUUGACAAUCGUUGGCUAGAUCGGAUUAGAUCUCGCAACUGUCUCGUUUGAUCAUGUCGGUGUCGAGAAGCCUCAGCGAAGUAUCCGAGGGAGAGACUGUGGGAGUGAGCUUGGAUCUUGUUUCGGCGGUCAGGCGGAACAUUGGGUUCUUGAGGACCGUGGACGGGUCGCUUUGGCUUCACGACAGACCCGCCAUUGUUGAAGCCAUCCGGAGGUAUGAUGAGCUGUGGAUGCCGUUGGUUGCUGAAAUCUCAGUGGGUUCAACGCCUCCCAUAGUUCUUCCGCCUCUGGAUAUUGAAUGGGUUUGGUUUUGUCAUACACUGAACCCAGUGAACUAUGGGCAAUACUGUGAAUCAAGAUUCUCGAAACUCAUCGGUAAGCCGACCAUCUUUGAUGAAGAGAACGAAGAAUAUGCGUUGAAUAGAUGCAGAGAAAUCUGGAUGCGCAGAUACCCAUCUGAGCCUUUUGAGAAUGAAGCAAAUUCAGAGUCGCCCAUCACGCUUGUGAGAAAUGAAGAUCUUUUGAGUGAAGCGUUGAAGCAAAGGACCUUGUAUUCGAAGUUCUCGGAACCCUACAUGACUGAGAUUAUGUACCUGAUAGCGGCGAGACAAAGAUAUAAGGGGUUCUUGUAUAUCUUGCCAAGAGUAUCGGAUAAGUGCAGCCGCUUCGUGCCUACUUGCGAUAUUCUCAUCAUGUGGCUAACUCAUCAGAGCUAUCCAACAGUAUAUGCAGAAGACUUGAAAGAAAUGGAGUGCGAUGUCAGCAAGGUGGCAAGAGUGUGGGAAACUGUAGAGGAAGAAGAAGCGGAAGAAACCAAGAAGCUGUGGGAAAGAACCUUUGAUCAACCUUACGAGAAAGCAGGAGGUUGGAUCGCUUUGGACCGGGAAGGAGUACCCUCAUUUAAGCCACUGGUAUACUGGGAAGUGUCCGACACUGAUGUCAACACCAAAUACAAAUCCUUGAUGCCUAGAUUCCUGCUUGAGGUCUGCAUGUUUGCAAGGCUCGGUCCAAAGAUGAAGCCGACACAGAAGAAGAUGACACGUGAUUUUGUGCGUCUCCGUGCUGUACGAUGCCACAAAGAGCUUAAGAUCGAUAAGCCCCUAUCCAGCAUUUUGUAUGACUCUUGGCAAAUGGUUUGGCACCUCUACUGUGAGUUUGGAACCAGGGGUGUUAUUCUUGAAUUUCGUCAUUGCGGUGGUCGCUGUUCCAAAGGAAGUAAGCUAAAGAAUACUGAAGCGUUUCUUUGGAACGAUUUACUUAGGGCGCCGACUCUUACUUUAGGGAGAGAAGUUGAGCAAGGGGUUGGUAUUGUUUCUUCGAUAACUCCACCGGUUCAAGCACCCUAUCUGUUGAAGUGUGUGCCGGAUAGAGUCACUGAUGAUUCAGGAGCCAUGAUCUCCGAUGAAAUACUGAGGAUGAACCAUUAUCAUCCUCAACAAGGUCGAUGGUUGUCAAGGACUGUUCUCGACCAUGCAGGAAGAGAAUGUUUUGUCCUACGAAUAAGGGUGGGAGGUGGCUUCUGGAGAAGAGGUGGCGAAAAUCCAUCAAAUGUUAAGUGGGAAGACCGGAUUAUUGAGAUACGUGAAGGUUCUUGGUCGUAUGUCGCUGGUUCUAUCGGCAGAGCUCCUGAGAAAGUAGUGGGAACGGCUAUGCCAAAAGAGCCUCCAGAGCAGUGGGAUGCUGCAUGGCAGUUUUCCUCCGGAGAUGAACUGAUGCUGCGAUCGGAGUCAUCAACAUCAAGAUCGGGUCUCACAUUUUCUUUGAGAAAUCAAACGUCUUCUGAUUCAUCAGUGAAGUUGUUGAUAGGCCGGAGAAUGCAAUACAAAGUCAAAAAAGUCAACCCCAAGAGUGAUGCCGAAGAAACAGAGCUGGAAGAUAAAGGAGACGAAGGCCUGGACUUGGACGAAGAAGAACUUGACUUUGUAACGGUUGUUCGUAUCACAGAGGAGCACCCGACAGGAAGAGCAACUGCUCUGAUAAACUGGAAGCUAUUGGCGGUGGAGUUCAUACCCGAGGAGGAUGCGGUUUUCGUGCUUCUUCUUUGCAUUUCGAUUGUGCGGAGCUUGUCUGAAAUGAGAAAGGAAGACUUGGGAAAAUUGAUGAUUAGGAGGAGAGUGAAGGAAGCGAAGCCCGGAGCCCGGAACUGGGGAUCGGUAAUACUUCACCCCUCUCCUUCUUGUUCUACUCCUGUUUCGCCGUUCCUUCAGCCUUGGCAUUGGAAUGCCAAAGCGGUCCUGGCAUCUGAUGGGGCUGAUAGCUUAACGAGGCAACCGAGCUUUAUUAAUUCCGGGGUGGAAGGCGGUGAUGCAUUGUACAAAAGAGGGAUCAUGUCAUGAGUGAGCAUUCACGGGCGAGAGCAGGAAGGAGCGGAGAGAAAUAUGCAGAACUUGCACGGUUAGUGUUCACUGAUGCUUCACUUCAAUUCUGUACAGUAUGAUGUCUCAUGCUACACACGCAUCAUUCUUUGGUAAUAACUGAGGCAUAUUAUGGACAAAAUAAAGAAGAGAUCAGUUAGGUGCUCGUGAUCGUUUUGCUUGGGUUGAAUUAUCUUUCGCUCAUUUUUUGAUGGAAAGUAUCAUUUGGUGAA